AUGAAACUAACGAAGGCUGUCUUCCGGUUCCGGAGGACAAACUUGAGCACCCUUUUGGUGAUCACAUAUUUGGUGAUCACAACUCUUUAUGUGUGGGACCACUUUAGGUACCACUUUACAUUGCCAUCAGACUAUAAUUAUGCGCAGAUGCUUGCAGAUGCCUGGUUGGAUUUGGAGAUCAUCACACAAUACCCGCAUCCGUACGCGUCGCAUGCAAAUGACAAGGUACACGAUUAUUUGUUGGAUAGGGUAAAGGAGAUUACGCGCGACUCUAUGUUUGCAGAGAUCUCGGACGACUAUGGCAUGGGACUCCGGACGCUUUUCCGACAGGAGGAUGCGAUCAGCGGCACCAAGGAGUCGACGGUGGUGUACUACGAGUCCUCGAACGUGUUGGCCCGUGUGCAAGGUCGGAACUCUGCUUUGGAUGGGCUACUUUUGUCUGCACACUACGAUAGUGUACCAUCUGGGUACGGUGCUACAGAUGAUGGUAUGGGGGUGGUGUCGAUGUUAGCUAUUCUCACGCACUACGUGAAGAAUCAACCCGAGAGAACUCUUGUGUUCAACUUUAAUAACAACCAAGAGUUUGGCCUAGCGGGCGCAUCAGCCUUCUUUGAACACCCGUGGUCAAAGGAGAUCUCUUAUGUGAUCAACUUGGAGGGAACUGGCGCCGGUGGCAAAGCUGUGUUAUUCCGGACAUCAGAUGUCUCGACAGCACAAGUAUAUGCUGAAGCGGUCCGCCAACAGCCAUUUGGGAACUCUAUGUACCAACAGGGGUUCUACAAUGGGCAUAUUGGCACUGAAACUGAUUUCCAAGUUUAUGAAGAUCAAGGUUUGCGCGGUUGGGAUAUCGCUUUUUACAGACCAAGGAACUUAUACCAUACCGCAAAAGACACUGUCUUAUACACAAGCAAGCAGGCACUAUGGCAUAUGUUACAUACUGCCCUACAGUUGACGGACUAUAUGGCCAUCAAUAAGCCGGACAUGGAAGAUACCUCGAAUGCGGUUUAUUUUGACUUAUUCGGGAAAUGGUUUGUCGUCUGGUCUGCCAGGAGCUUGUUCUACUGGAACUGUAUCAUCUUAGCAUUGUUCCCUUCCAUUCUUGCCAUUUUAUUCCUAGUUGCAUAUGACAUGCAGUUGUUGAAGUUCAAUUUCUGGGAUGCGAUGUUAAGACUUCCCGUCUCAGUAUGCCUUGCCUAUUUCUGUGUCAAACUAUUCCAAGUACUAGUUGGCCAGCUCAAUCCUUAUGUGUUUUCGCGGGACUACGUUUCUCCUAUUUUGGCUGAAGCAUCGAUGUUUAUCUUCAUGAACUAUGUGAUCCUAUCUUCAUGGGAAAGAUUGAGACCUUUACGUGAUUUCAAGACAGUCGCACUAGUAGAGGUCUCAAUGGUGUUGUGGAUUUACUUGAUUUCUGUUACCCGGUGGCUACGCGAUUCUGACUAUACUGCGACCGGGCUGUAUCCAUUCACAAUUGGUUACACUUUUGUAUCCAUUGGAGCUAUUAUUGGUGUUUUCUGCGCUACCUUCAAAGCUAAACUCAAUCCUGAAGACGACUCUUAUGUUGGGGACAGUAAAGUUGAUAUUGAACAGCAGCAAAUGUUAAUGCAGCACCAAUAUCAGCAACACUCACAGAAACAUUCAAACCAACAUUCCCCGCAUCACUCCACUCACCACUCAGCGCAACACUCAGUCCACCACUCCCCACGCCAGUCUAUUCACCAAGUUCCAAGCUCAGAGCAGCGUCAGCGUGAUGCAUCGGAAACGCCGCACGUAAUCAUAUCCGUUGAUCAUACAGCUGGCCACCAAGAAGAUUCCGAAGUUACACCUUUGCUAAACACCGGCACGGUUGCACCAUUUCCGAAACCUGUUCCUGAACGUGUUUCGAGGAAAAGUUUCCUCAGAAAUGUUGUCACGAGCAUACUAAAUUACGAUUGGAGUAUUCAAUUUAUGGUAGUGACUCCAUGGGUUACCUACUUCACGUGGAUCUGCCUCGACCUAAUCAUGGGUGCCAUGAACCAAACAAUUCAGGAAAGCGCAAAGGGUACAACAUUUGUUACCCAUAUGGCCUUAAUUGGUAGUUUGUUGUUGUCAUUACCGAUGCUACCAUUCACAUAUAAGUUACAUUCUUUUGCUGGAAUGCUGUUUUUGCUGUUGGCAGUGACAACGGCAGUCUGGACCAUAGUUGCGCCUCCGUUCACUGAAUCAUCUCCGCUAAAAUUGAGAUUCUUGCAAACCAUUGACCUAGAUAAAAAUAAUUCCAGUUCAGUCUACCUAUAUGGCCGUGAGAGAACUUUUAUGGAGCCAAUCUUGGACGAUAUCCCAAGUGUUACCAAGUACCGCUGCGUUGAGUACGCCGGUGAUGGCGUAGAUAUUUGCGAGUACAAUGGUAUGCCACCAAGGAUGUUCAACAAUCACCAUGAAGCUGAAAGUGACUGGACCAAGAUAAUGACCCUCGAGAUUCUAAAGGAUGACCGUAAUUCAACAUCCAGAACACCAUAUCAACCAAUUACUGCUGAGCUAAAAAUCAAUGUGGAAGAGAAUAGAGUGUGCACAUUGAAUUUCAAUAGCACUGCAUUCAAGAAUUGGAAGCAAGGCGUUUCACCGCUUAGAGAAGUAGUAAUUCUUCAUGAGAACCCCUCCUCUAAUGUAACUCCCUCUUUCUAUAAUACCGCGAUGAAAAACGGAUAUUACCAAGAUGAAUUCGGUAACGAUCACUAUCGCUGGAAUAAUGGGAUUACUGAGCUACAGUUGCAUAAACUAGAUUUCAAGCGCGGCUAUUACAAAAUUGGUUUGGAGUGGAUUCCACAAUUAUUGUACAGAGGUUAUGAUCCAGCGACAAGUAGUAGUGAAGAAGAUGAUGCUUUGGGAGUUAGUGUCACCUGUUACUGGGGUGAAUAUGACACAGAUUCUAUCACGGAUGGGUUUGCGACCACAAAUGUCCCUGCAUAUGAUGAAUUGAGGAAGUAUUCUCCUAAGAAUAUCAUCUAUUCUAGCAAAGAGAAGGGAAUGGUAUCGGUCACAAAGUACGUCGAGUUGUAA
Molecule: messenger RNA, 3036 nt
Organism: Eremothecium gossypii ATCC 10895
Lineage: Eukaryota; Fungi; Ascomycota; Saccharomycetes; Saccharomycetales; Saccharomycetaceae
Gene: PFF1
Product: Pff1p
Exons: 1
Coding region: 1-3036 (1011 amino acids)
Biological process (GO): proteolysis
Molecular function (GO): metalloexopeptidase activity
Source: RefSeq, marked provisional